AUGCCUGCAUCUGCAAGGCAGUAUUUGAAGGACAAGACUUUCAUCCCUCACCGGUAUCCAACGCAAUCAGCUCCAGGGUAUCCAGCAGACGGUUCGAUCCGGUGGAUCGAUGAACCCUUGACUAACGACCAACCACUCAGACCGGUGAAGUAUUUGCAGUUUUCUGACUGCAUGGAACUGCAGCGUCAGGGAAGCGAGGCCUCGGUUUGUACACCAUUGGUUCCUAUCACAGAUGUCAUAGCCGCGACAAGAGACGGCGAAUACGAGUGGUUGGCACCACGAUCGACAUUUUCCGUCCACACUUUUCCACAAGACACUGCAACAUGAAUGUUUCGCAGAGAUGAACUUAUCCCUAGUCACAAAAUAUAAA
This is a messenger RNA of Dicrocoelium dendriticum, 370 nucleotides long. Lineage: Eukaryota; Metazoa; Platyhelminthes; Trematoda; Plagiorchiida; Dicrocoeliidae. The record is from the annotation of a GenBank genome assembly.